Pelecanus crispus (Dalmatian pelican) is the source of this 474-nucleotide messenger RNA. The record is from RefSeq and is a predicted model, not a curated record. Lineage: Eukaryota; Metazoa; Chordata; Aves; Pelecaniformes; Pelecanidae.
CUGCUGCUUUCUCUUGUUGCAGACAUUCCCGUGAUCCCUGACUUGGAGGAAGUCCAGGAGGAAGAUCUGGCCAUGCAAAUGGCAGCUCCCCCCAGUGUGCAGGUGAACCGAGUGCUGACCUACCAUGACCUGGACAAAGAUCUUAUGAAAUAUGCUGCCUUUCAGACUCUGGAUGGAGAGGUUGACCUGAAGCUUCUCACCAAAGUUUUGGCUCCAGAGCAUGAACUACGAGAGGAUGAUGUCAGCUGGGAUUGGGACCAUCUCUUCACAGAGGUGUCCUCAGAACUAGUGACUGAGUGGGACCUGGGACAGUCUGAGAGAGAGGACCACCUCAGUCUGUCCUAGAGCACUGGCUCACCAGACAUCUCAUACAUGCAUCCAUUGUAAAUAUUUUAGCACUUUUAAUUUUCUAUUCACUUGUUUGUAUUUGAGAAUUUAUUUCAGACAUGAAAAUAAAUAGGACCUUGCUUCAUA